CGCAUGUGUGGGCAUCCGGAAGUUACCGCAGAGCUGCCGGAAGAGGCCGAAAACCAGAAGUAAAUAUUUCACUGUUGGCUUCGUUUUUGUCGGAUGGUUUUGGGAUCAGCUGCAGUAGCCUAAAGGAGCCAGGUAGCCAUGUCAGCUGCAGUUACAGAUGCAGUUAAUGCUUCACCCCUGCCGGGGUCCAAAGAAAUGAGUUUGGAGGAACCAAAGAAGAUGACCAGAGAGGACUGGAGAAAGAAGAAGGAGCUAGAGGAACAGCGAAAAUUGGGCAAUGCUCCUGCAGAAGUUGAUGAAGAAGGAAAAGACAUCAACCCUCACAUUCCUCAGUAUAUUUCUUCAGUGCCAUGGUAUAUUGAUCCAUCAAAAAGACCUACUUUAAAGCACCAGAGACCACAACCAGAGAAGCAGAAGCAGUUCAGCUCAUCUGGAGAAUGGUACAAGAGGGGUGUCAAAGAGAACUCCAUAAUUACUAAGUACCGCCAAGGAGCGUGUGAAAAUUGUGGGGCCAUGACGCACAAAAAGAAAGACUGCUUUGAGAGACCUAGGCGAGUUGGAGCCAAAUUUACAGGAACAAAUAUAGCUCCAGAUGAGCAUCUCCAGCCUCAGCUGAUGUUUGACUAUGAUGGGAAGCGGGAUCGGUGGAAUGGCUACAAUCCAGAAGAACACAUGAAAAUUGUAGAAGAAUAUGCCAAAGUUGACCUGGCAAAACGAACAUUGAAAGCCCAGAAACUCCAAGAAGAAUUAGCCUCAGGAAAAUUAGUGGAACAGGCUAAUUCUCCAAAACAUCAGUGGGGCGAAGAAGAACCAAAUUCUCAGAUGGAAAAAGAUCAUAAUAGUGAAGAUGAGGAUGAAGAUAAAUAUGCAGAUGAUAUUGACAUGCCUGGACAGAAUUUUGACUCUAAGAGACGAAUUACUGUUCGGAAUCUCAGGAUUCGAGAAGAUAUUGCAAAAUAUUUGAGGAAUUUAGAUCCAAAUUCUGCCUACUAUGAUCCAAAAACUAGAGCAAUGAGAGAGAAUCCAUACGCCAAUGCAGGCAAGAAUCCAGAUGAAGUGAGUUAUGCGGGAGAUAACUUUGUUAGAUAUACGGGAGAUACCAUUUCGAUGGCUCAGACUCAGUUGUUUGCCUGGGAAGCCUAUGACAAGGGAUCUGAAGUGCAUCUGCAGGCAGAUCCUACAAAACUAGAGCUAUUGUAUAAAUCCUUCAAAGUCAAAAAAGAAGACUUCAAAGAACAGCAGAAGGAAAGCAUCCUGGAAAAGUAUGGUGGCCAAGAGCACUUAGAUGCCCCUCCAGCUGAAUUGCUUUUAGCCCAGACUGAAGACUAUGUGGAAUACUCAAGACAUGGGACAGUCAUCAAAGGACAGGAGCGGGCUGUUGCCUGCUCUAAGUAUGAGGAGGAUGUAAAGAUCAACAAUCACACACAUAUCUGGGGAUCUUACUGGAAAGAAGGCCGAUGGGGAUACAAAUGUUGUCACUCUUUUUUCAAAUAUUCCUAUUGUACUGGAGAAGCUGGGAAGGAGAUUGUGAACUCAGAGGAAUGUGUUAUAAAUGAUAUAACUGGGGAAGAAUCUGUGAGGAAACCUCAAACCCUGCUGGAGCUGCAUCAGGAAAAACUAAAAGAGGAGAAAAAGAAGAAGAAAAAGAAAAAGAAGAAGCAACGAAAGAGCAGUUCAGAUAGUGAUGAUGAAGAAAAGAAACAUGAAAAACUGAAAAAGGCACUGAAUGCAGAGGAGGCCCGCCUUCUUCAUGUCAAGGAGAUCUUGCAGAUUGAUGAGAGAAAGCGUCCAUACAACAGCAUGUAUGAGGCUCGGGAACCUACUGAGGAGGAAAUGGAGGCCUAUAGAAUGAAACGCCAGCGACCAGAUGACCCCAUGGCCUCCUUUCUGGGACAGUAGUAACUAGUCACAGAAAACCAUCCAAGAUGGACACAAUUGGAUAGGCACUUUUCAGCUUCUUGCUGAUGUUUGUAGAUAGAAAAAUCCUUGUCUCUGCAUGGGCUACUUCUGCAACAACAACAUUUUUUAAUUAAAAAGAAACAAAAAAAAAGCCUUAUCUACUGUUCUUGCUGUCUCACUUUAAUAAAUCUUUCAGAAAUCUCA
This is a messenger RNA of Carlito syrichta (Philippine tarsier), 2103 nucleotides long. RefSeq names its product SLU7 homolog, splicing factor (gene SLU7). Bases 139 to 1899 code for a protein of 586 amino acids. The record is from RefSeq and is a predicted model, not a curated record. Gene Ontology annotation, biological process: mRNA splicing, via spliceosome. NCBI's taxonomy places the organism in Eukaryota, Metazoa, Chordata, Mammalia, Primates, Tarsiidae. The transcript is spliced from 16 exons. Gene Ontology annotation, cellular component: spliceosomal complex. Gene Ontology annotation, molecular function: pre-mRNA 3'-splice site binding.